This is a messenger RNA of Podarcis lilfordi (Lilford's wall lizard), 25477 nucleotides long. Lineage: Eukaryota; Metazoa; Chordata; Lepidosauria; Squamata; Lacertidae. The record is from the annotation of a GenBank genome assembly.
GCGAGAUCUCCCAGCCAUGUUGCAGCGGAGGGGCUUGUAAACAGAAGGCAGCCCAGGGGAGACCACCCGGCGCGCGACCCCCCAGGAGCCCCGCCACCCGGGGAAGGUCAGUGACCUGCGGGGGAGGAGCCUCCCCCUCCCUCCUCUCCCGGACGCCUGGGUCCCCUGCAAGGAGGUGGGCGAGGGGCAGGCGCCUCCUGCCCGGACUCCUGGGUCCCCAAGGCAGGGGGGAGGGUCGCGUCUGCGCCCCCAGGGUCGAGGAUUGGGGUGGAGCGGCCGUGGGUGGGUGGGGGUGCCCCCUUGGCACCCUGGGGCGCCCUUCCUGGUGGGGGUGGGGGAGCGCCCUGUUUCUAGGGGUGCGUCCUGCGCCCCACGGUCCAGGGUUGGGGGGCACCCCUUUGGGCUGGGUGGGGGCGCCCUAGGGCGCUUUUCCUGGCGCUGGGAGGGCGCAGGGGGCAGGGGGGAGUCUCCUUUGAUGGUGGGUGUGGCGGGCAGAGUUGGGGGGCAGCUUGGGAUCUCCCUCCCCCCAAAAAGGGGAAACUGGGCAGGAUCUGGGGUGAAUAUUUUGCUCCCCUCGUUUGGCAUUGCUCCCUCCUCCUCCAGAUUUGGGGUGCCCUGCCCUCGUGAGGGUGUACCCCCCAACCUGACAAGUCCAGGGCAUAAAUGGGGGGCAUUUGCGCCUUGGCAGAACCUCAGGGGCCGGAGAUCAAGGCUAUCUUGGCCAGAGCCUCUUUCUUGCCCCCGGUGCCCCAAAUCUUGUGCUCCAACUUUGGGCGCUUCUGUGCAGCCGGACGGUCAGGAUCACAGCAUUGGAAGGGACCCCAGCGGUCAUCUACUCCAACCCUCUGCAAUGCAGGAAUCUCAGCUGCGGGUUAUGGGGUUGUGGAGUCAAAAGGGACCCCCCAGUGGUUAUCCAGUCCAACCCGCUGUCCUGCGACGACCCCCGGUUGGGUGAGCCCGGGGCCUGACCCUGCCAACUCCACCUCUCUGUCUCUGUGUUUGGAGUUUGGCAAAGUCGGGCAGGUUUCUGCCCCGAGCCGUUUGCAAUUCAACAGCAGGAAAGAGACAGGAAAAUACCGUAAUGUGUUUGUUUUGGUUCUCCGCAAUCCAAGCCCUAGAGAGGGAGGAAGGGGCAGAGGAAAGAUUUUCUUCCUCUCCUGUAACACUCCAUCCAAUGCUGGAAGGUUCAGGGUGGAUAAAACCGGGUUCGAAACCACCCAGCCACAUUUUGCUACUGGUUUGGCUCCAACUGCGUCAAUGUGGAGAUUUCUGGGCACCAGGUUGGCGACCCCAGAUCAAAAAGCUCCGCCUUAGUCCAGAGUUAAUAGCAAGUCCAUUUCCGCCCUGUGCCUUUCUCCUCCUUGCAAACUGGGACAAGGGAAUUGUUGUGAGAGCGAGCAAUGGAGUUGAGAUCGUAGGGUCCUGGAAGGGACCCGAGGGUCAUCUAGUCCAACCCCGUGGCAAAGAGGCAUUCCGUUGCGGCAAACACUGUGUUUUGCCAGGCGCGUUUUGCAACUGGCAGGGGUCCAAUGGCGAACACACGGAGAUCUGUGGAUGCUGGGGAAAGCAAAAUGUGACUUUGAGCAGGAAAUAUAUUUCUUGCAGCUUGAACCGAUUUAAUUGUGCAGCGUUUAAUUUGAUGUCUUAAUGUGUUGCAAACUGCUUUGCACUUUAAAAUAUACUCUCAGGGGUCCGGCCCCUUCCCCAGGUCGUCCCUACAAAGACCUUGUGAGGUAGGCCAAGAGGCUGACUCCAAGGUCACCCGACGGAGCGGGGAUUCGAACCCAGAUCUCCCAGGUCUCAGCCCGACACUCUAACCACUACACCCCACUGCCUUCCUAGAUUCCUCCUGCUGUGGGGCAGCUCUAUAAAAAGUCGGUAACUAAAUACGGGGAAAGCAAAAUGUCCCUUUGAGCAGGAUCCAAAAUAUUUUUUUCUGGAAACUUGAAUUGGUUUUAUUCCGGUUUGUUCUCCUUGAUGUGUCGUAAACGGCUUUGAGGUGAGAUAUAAAACAGUAUUGAAAUGAAAUGAAUGAUGAGGACGAUAAAUCUCAUGGCCAAAAAUGGCACGUUCCUUAUUAUUGGAUUUAUUUUCUCCCUGACUCAGGGAACCUUGCAGCUAAAACAGAAACAGCUGAAAACAUUGGAGGGGAAGCAAUCAUUAAAGAAGAAUUAUACAUGAAUAUACACUAGAUCUGCUAAGAACAGACAGGCUAUUGUUAUGUUAUUGGCCUUUCCUGAAAGCAGUCGGCUCCCCAAAGUCUUCUUGAUGGCAGAAUCUCCUUCUGUGGAAGUUUCUUAAUCAGAAAUUCCUUGGCCGCAAUUUCUGCAUGGCAGGGGUUGGGGCUGGGCUGGAUGACCCACAGGUGUCCCUUUCUGUGCUCAUAAUUCUACAAGAACCUAGGUUUCUCUUUGGAGAAUCAGUUUUCUGGUUCUUCCCCUGCCGGCGGAAGGACAGCCAGGAGGGAGCCGGUCUGGCUUCUCUAGGCAGGGAGUUCCAAAGUUCUCUGGAGGAGCCACCACCGAGAAGGCCAUGCCUUGUGCCCCCCCAACCAACCAACCAGCCAACCAACCAACUGGGUCUUCGAGGGAGGCAGGACCUCCACCCCAAAAGUAUCCAAACCCAAGGAGAGAAUAUGGCCUUUCAGACAACCUGGACCUAAGCCGUGUCAAGCUUUAUAGGGGUGAAAGAUUCCGGUUUGGCACGGGGUUGGUCUGGAUGACCCUGAGGGUCCCUUCGAACGAUGAUUCUGUCCAGAAACAGAACAGCAGCCAGCAGCUCUCUUCUGGCAAGGGGGUGGCAUCUGUGCCCUAUAGUCAGCCCCAGUCAGCAGUCUGCCUGCAGCAACUUGGGUCAGCUGAGGUUUCCAAGCACUUUUCAGGGGCAGCCCCAGGAGCGGCGCAUUGCAGUAGUCCAGGCUUUGCGCAACUAAGGCGUUCCUCGCUGUGGCCAGCUCUGCCGCCGUGCCGAACGGGUGUGGGCGUAAAUGCACCCCCGCGCCUCCAAUCUCCCCGGCUCGACUGCCGUGGCAGCGCAUGGAGACUUGUGGGUUGCGCCAAAGGUGGCUUUUGAGGGUGGGCAGAGAGAGUUGCGCAUUGCGCAUGGAGGACAGACCCCGAAGCAAGGGAGAAAAGGCAGCGUUGCGCCUCGGGGAAGCAGGGUGCGCCUCGAGGGUGGCGCCUCCCGGCUGCUGCGUGCGCUGCCCUCCCUUAUCGCCCCAGGCGCACCGAUGCGCAGUGCGCAAAGGAAACAUGGCGGCAGAGAAGAGAUGUCUUGGCGCCACUUGAGGAGCUGGGAUGUCGAGGUUAAUGGUAGCUGGGCUUCCUAGGUAGGCUGUUUCCUCGCUGGCAAAAGCCGUUUUCACCACACAUUCCUUGCGCUGUGCAUUCUGAAAUCCUUCCAGGAAUCAUGCGCCGCAUGCCAGAUUUUUCCCAGGAAGGAGUUUCAGCAUUUGGGCUCUCACAGUGAUCGUUAUUUAGCUGCAUUUAUAUCCUCAAGGCGGCCAGGGAGUGAGAUUUGAACCCGGGUCUCUCCUGGGUCCUAGUCCGGCACCCUCACCACUGCUCCACGCUGCCUCUCAAGGACUUUGCUGUGUGGUGAGAAGGUGAACUUUGGGUGAAGAGCAGGGGUAGGCAAACUAAGGACCGGGGGCCAAAUCCGGCCCAAUCGCCUUCUAAAUCCGGCUUGCGGAAUCAGCGUGUUUUAACAAGAGUAGAAUGUGUCCUUUUAUUUAAAAUGUAUCUCUGGGUCAUUUGUGGGGCAUAGGAAUUCGUUCAUUAUUAUUAUUAUUUUCCAAAAUAUAUUCCGGCCCCCCACAAGGUCUGAGGGACAGCGGACCGGCCCCCGGCUGAAAAAGUUUGCUGACCCCUGGUGGAGAGGGACGUAUUGGGCAGGUUCCUUCCCAAGGGCACAGGGUUCAGAGAACCAUAGCGCGGAAAGGGACCCCCAGGGGUCAUCCAGUCCAACCCCCUGGCAUGCAGGAGCGGCGACGAAGGCCCCCCUGCGACGAAGGAGAGCCCAGCACCUUUCAAGGGAGCUCUUACCCUUGGGGAGUCGUUGUUGUUGUUGUUUUGCCCCCCACGUGACUUAGUUGGAAUCUCCUCUCUUUCCAUUUGAAGCUCUGGGUUCGGGUCCUGCCCUCCGGACCAGCAGUGGGUGCCAAGCUUGCUCCCUCUUCCCCGUGACCUCCAAUCCCGACUCCUUUGCCCUUGGGGGGUUUGGCCGACUGACGCCCGUCACAAGGCAAAAUUGUCGGGUUGCGAGGGACCCCCAGCGGUCAUCCAUCCCAACCCCCGGCAAUGAACGCAGAAAUGGCAGCUAAGGGAUUCCCGACGGAGGCUUUCUUUUUUUUGCUCCUGCCCGAAACACUCCAGAGUGUUCCCAUCGAGAGGAGAGACUGUUCUCUUGCCCUCCUGUCAGAUGGCAUCAUCCUGGCACCAGACGCCUUUUCUCCAGCGUAAAACCCUCUGGCUUCCUAUCUCCCUUCGCCGCGGCUUCCCUUUCGGCACCAGGUGGAAGAAUGGGCACCUUUUGAGGGUCUCUGCAGCCGGGCUGCUCAGUUGGGGAGGGGGUUUCCCUUGCCACGCCCUCCUGGCUGGGAAACUUCAAAUGAAAUGUAGGAUUGUAGGCAGGAAAUAUAUAUAUAUAUAUAUAUAUAUAUAUAUAUAUAUAUAUAUAAAUGAUAUUUAUUGAAAGUUUAACAAUUACAGAAAAAAAGAAAAAGAGAGAGAUUAAAAAGUUACAAUACAAUACAUAAAAAAAAAAAAAACAAAAAAAACAAUACAGCACAACAAUGAGGGGGAAAAAACAAAAACAAAAACAUUUAAAAACAAAAACCUUUAAAAAACACAUCCAGUAUUUCCAUAUCCUUAUCUUUCAUUUACUUGUUUCAUUGACCUCCUCACACCUCCCUUUUUUGUAUUCUAAUUCAAUUUAGCUGUUUCAACAAAUCCUUUCCAUCUUUCUCAAUUUUUGUUCUAUAAAUUACCUUAACCCGAUCUGACCUUAAAUUUUACCCUUUGACCCAUUAACAACCCAUUUUUACUUAGUUCUUAAUAACAUUUCUGCUAAAACCAUGUAACUUCAUUCCAACAUCCUUCUAACAUUCAUUAAUUUUACUAUAUUUUUGUAAAUAUACUUUAAAUUUUUUCCAAUCUUCUUCCACCAACUCUUCUCCCUGGUCUGUAGGCAGGAAAUAUAACUAAAGCAUGGUCAGGCAAACUGAGGGGGCCGGAUCCUGCCCAAUCGCCUUCUAAAUCUGGCCCUCGGACAGUCCAGGAAUCACCGUGUUUUUACAUGAAUAGAUUGUUUCCUUUUAUUUAAAAUUAUUAUUAUUAUUAUUAUUAUUAUUAUUAUUAUUAUUAUUAUUUAUACCCCACACGUCUCCCCUGGGCAGCUUCCAACCAAAUAUUAAAAUACAGUAAUACAUCAAACAUUAACAGCUUCCCUAAACAUACAUCUCUGGAUUAUUUGUGAGGCAUAGGAAUUCGUUCAUUUCCCCCCCAAAAAAAUAGUCCGGCCCCCCACAAGGUCUGAGGGACAGUGGACCGGCCCCCAGCUGAAAAAGUUUGCUGACCCCUGGUGAAGAGGGACGUAUUGGGCAGGUUCCUUCCCGAGGGCACAGGGUUCAGAGAACUGUAGAGCGGAAAGGGACCCCCAGGGGUCAUCCAGCCCAACCCCCUGGCAUGCAGGAGCGGCGACAAAGGCUCCCCUGCGAGGAAGGAGAGCCCGGCACCUUCCGAGGGAGCUCUUACCCUUGGGGAGUCGUUGUUGUUGUGCCAGCCACGUGACUUAGCUGAAAUCUCCUCUCUUUCCAUUUAAAGUCCUGGGUUCGGGUCCUGCCCUCCGGACCAGCAGUGGGUGCCAAGCUUGCUGCCUCUUCCCUGUGACCUCCAAUCCUGAUCCCUUUGGCCUUGGGGGGUUUGGCUCCCAGAAGUGGCCACACGGACUUUGCUCUGUGGGGUGGGGGGACAAACUGGGUGGACCGGCCCCCUGCUGAAAAAGUUUGCUGACCCCUGAACUAAAGGAUCCCAGAAAGAUGGCCACCCAACCUCUGCUUAAAAACCUCCAAGGAAGGUUCCAAGAUCAUAGGAUGGAAGAGUUGUCAGGGACCCCUGGCGGUCAUCUAGCCCAACCCCCUGUGAGGCAGGAAUGUCAACUAGCUCUGCUUGGAAACCUCCAAGGAAGGAGAGUCUGCCAUCUUUGGAGAGGGUUCUUUUGACCAUCGGAACGGCUUUCUCCACCAGAGAGUUCUUCCAAAUCGAAUGGUUCUCCUCCCCUGCAAGAAUCCUGUAGCCUCGGGCUGGUUGUUCCCAUUUUACAGAAGGGGAACACUGAGGUUGGACGCUGAUCCCACGCCUAUUCCAGAUCCAGGACCUGCUCAUGGUCUCCCCACAGCGCUGCAGCCCCUCCAGCUACCAGACCCUCCGCUCUAACCCACCAAGGCAGUGCCGCCUAGUGGUUAGAGAGCCAGGCUGGGACCUGAGAGAGCGGGGUUCAAAUCUGCCCCCAUUUGGCCCUGAAGCUCCUUGAGGGUGACCUUGGGGGCCACGUCCCUGUCUCUCAGCCUCGCUCACCUUGCAGGCUCAGCUCCCCAGGCCCCCAUUUCAGAUCCUUAAUUGAUAGUGCUGCCCCAUAGCAGGAGAACUCUAGGAAGGCAAUGGGGUGCAGUGGUUAGAGCAGAGUUUCCCAAACUUUGGGUCUCUGGCUGUUUUUGGACUACAGUUCCCAUCAUCCCUCACCGCUGGUCCUGCCAGCUAGGGGAGGAUGGUAGUCGUCGUCCAAAAACAGACCCAACUUUGGGAAACACUGGGUUGGAGUGUCAGACUAGGACCUGGGAGUUCAGGGUUCGAAUCCUGAUCCAGCCUGUUCUCCACAUCCUCUUCCAGAUGGUGGGGGGUGGCAGGCACUCUGGACAUGGUCAGAGCCUGCCUGGGCCUGCUCCUUCCUUUUUUAAAAAAGAAAAUUCUUAAAAUUCAUUUUUAGGUUUAACAAGUAGCGUCCCAAAUAAGUCGUCAUCAUACACACAUAGGAUUCUCUGAAUCCCUGGACCCUAUUUUUUAGAAUCCUGCCCAUGUUUUUAAUUGUUCGCAGUGUUCUUUUAGGUAACUUACAAAUUCCCCCCAUUCUUUAUCUAAUUUAUUAUCCAUUUGAUCUCUGACCUUCCCGGUCGUUUUCGCCAUAGCCCAUCAUCUUUGUCCGCCAUUCUGUUCUUGUAAAGUCCUUUUAUCUACUUCCGCUUAUUAUGUCAGCGUACGUAAAAACAACCUUUGGGAUAUCCGGACCCAGAAUUCCUAAUAAAAAGCGCUUCUGGUUUUCUCACAAAAGUUCUUGUAAACUUUCCCUGCUCCUUCCCUUGACUCUCCUGCGAUGCUGCUUCUGUUUGCCCUAGGAGUCGCUGGUCUGCCCGCCUGCCUGCCAGGCGCCAUGAUUCGAACACAGAACCCGCUCCCGGCGGCAUUCCUGGUCCUACCGGUUUUCCUUCUCCUGGAGCUGCCGGCUGCCCAGGGCUACAUUCACGCGGUGAGUCUCCCCUUCCCCAUGGAAAGCCCUAGGGGGGUCCCCCUCCAAAUUCCCCAAAAUUGCGUUUCCCCAGACUUACCCAACUCUUUUUCUCUUUCCGUCUCCCCGAAAAACAGAUGUCGGAUCACAAUUCCAGCAUGGAGUUCAACGACCUGCCGGCCCUCUUUGGGGAGCCCCUGCCGCACGAGGGGCUCGUGGUGAGUCUCCCCGAAAAACGGGUGCCACACAACCCGCCAGAAAUCAAUAUUUUCUGCGUGGUCCUGUGGAACUCCCUGCCUCAUGACAGCCCCAAAACGUUUUCAGGAGACUCUUCCCAGAUUUCUUCUUCUAUUAAUAAUAAUAAUAAUAAUAAUAAUAAUUUUUAUUUAUACCCUGCCCUCCCCAGCUAAAGCCAGGUUCAGGGCGGCUAACAAGCAAUAAUAAAAACAUGUUGUUGUUAUUAUUAUUAUUAUUAUUAUUAUUAAUAUACUGCCCUAUACCCAGGGGUCUCAGAACGCCGCUGCGUUUCUUAGUUCAUAGCUAGUUUUAAUUUCACAGCUGUUUUGAACGUUUGGGGUCUUUUACCUAUAGUUUAAUUGUUUUUUAAAAUAAUAUUUUGAGGGUUUUUUGGUGGGGUAAUCAAGUGACAGAUAAAAAUGUUAAGGAAGUCAGAAGAAGUACCAACAUUGAAAGAUUGGCAAUAUAAAUUUUUUGAAAUCAUUAGCAAAAAUGACGGCAAUGCAAUCUAAUCGAAAUCUCCAACAGGGAUUGAAAUGUGUAGAAGGAUACAUGCCCAAAAGAUGCUCAGAACGAGAAUUUAUUGAUAUGUAUAGACUGAUUUCACCAAGUUAAGCUAAGCAGAUACAUAAGAUCGAAUGUUUAAUUAUUAAGAUACAAAACGACAAUCUCAGUAAUAAAGUGACAAUAAGAAAUAAGAAAUAAGAUAAUGGAUAAACGUCGGUACAUAACGGAAUGUGAAAAUUUACAAAUAUAAUGUAUAUGUAUCGAUAUGUAAAGAUUUCAUGUAUGUAUUGCAACAUUAAUAAUAAUUUAGUGCAAAAAAAAAAAAAGGUUAAGGAAAUAAUGAAAUAACCGAAUUUGGAGGAGCUGUUAAAUGAAUAACCUUUUUUUUAAAAAAAAGGGGGUGGAGAAAAAAAAUUUAAGGAAAGAAUUAAAUAACUGAAUUUUUGAGGAGCAGUUAAAUAUAUUAUUAUUAUUAUUAUUAUUAUUAUUAUUAUUAUUAUUAUAUGGGGUGGUUAAGUAAAUAGAGAGAUGCCUUUUGUGAAAUGAUUAAAUAAGACAGCAGGAAUAACCGGAUUUGCAGGAGCCGUUAAAUGAAUAAACUUUUUUUUUUAAAAUGGGGUGCAAAAAAAUAAAAAAUGUUAAGGAAAUAAUUAAAUAACCGAAUUUUUGAGGAGCCGUUAAAUGAAUUAUUAUUAUUAUUAUUAUUAUUAUUAAUGGGGUGGUUAAGUAAAUAGAGAGAUGCCUUUUGUGAAAUGAUUAAAUAAGACAGCAGGGGAAGGGGCUGUAAUUCUGGUCGGAUCCUGCCAGCCUCUGACGCCUUUGUCCCUGACGCUCUGGGGCGGAACUUGUGCCCGGUCCUUGCGGUCAGGGGGGGCACCAGGCUGACCCUUCUCCCCCCCCCAUAUAUCUCAUUUCCAGGGCUUUCUGGUGGAAGCCAAGCCGGCCAACGCCUGCCAGGCCAUCGAAGACGCCCCGGUUCUCUCCAACGGCACCGUCUUCAUCGCCCUCAUCCGGAGGAACGACUGCAGCUUUGACCUCAAGGUGACCAAGGGGGGUUCAGGAUGAGCCCCCUUUUUGCUCCGGGGCGGGAAGCCUGCGCGUCUUCAACGCCGGAAGAUUCGGGGCCGAUAGAAGCCCUUUCUCGCGCAGUUAGACAGUGGAACUCCCUGCCACAAGAGGGGACCAACCUUGUCCAAAUAGCCUUUUCCUCCACGGUUUCCCCUGCUUAGGGAAGGUUUUAAUGUUUUAAUUCUGUUUUUAGUGUCUUCUUUGGGCGGGGUAGAAAUCAUAAAGUUAUUAAUAUUAUGAUUAUUAUUGAAAUAAACAACGAUCUGACUGUUAGAGGACAUCUGAAGGCAGCCCUAUUUAGGGAAGUUUUUUAUGUUUGAUGUUUUAUUCUGUUUUUAGUGUUCUGUUGGAAGCCGCCCAGAGUGGCUGGGGAAACCCAGCCAGAGGGGCGGGGUAUAAAUAAUAAAAUUAUUAUUAUUAUUAUUAUUAUUAUUAUUAUUAUUAUUAUUAUUGAAAUAAAAAACGAUCUGACUUUUAGAGGACAUCUGAAGGCAGCCCUGUUUAGGGAAGUUUUUGAUGUUUGAUUGUAUUUUUAAUAUUCUGUUGGAAGCCGUCCAGAGUGGCUGGGGAAACCCAGCCAGAGGGGCGGGGUAUAAAUAAUAAAAUAAUAAUAAUAAUAAUAAUUGCAAAGAGGACUGGGCAUUUUUGUGGAGGUGAAUCAGGACGGCCGAACAGAGGCAGCCAGUGCUUUUGAGUAUGUGCUCGCCGAAAACCGCAGGAGGGGGGAUUUGGUCUUGUGUUCGAAUCCUGGACAAAGUCCGCUGGGUUUCCUAUCCUGGGUGCCUCGUUGGCCCCUGUGAGAACAGGAGGCUGGACCCUGAUGUUCCCUCGGUUCGGAGGGCUGUUUGGGCCCCUGGAAUAGACGGGCCCCUUUUGUCCCCAUCCGCCAGACCCUCCUGGUGAUGAGCUCUGCCUCUUCUGCUCCCGCAAGGCCGUUUCUCUGCCCCUCUUUGCUCCUUCCCCGGGACGUGUGUUGUGGGCCGGCUGGGAAAAUGGCACCUUCUGAGCAUGCGCAGAGCGCUUUUCAGACUUUGACGUCCUCCUCUUCCUCCCGCAGGUAUUCCACGCCCAGAAGGCCGGCUUCCUGGCCGCCAUCGUCCACAACGUGGGUUCGGACAAACUGCUCAACAUGGUCUGGGACAGCGGUGAGCUCUUUUUGGGGGACAGAUAACGCACCCCCUUUUCCGGCACCCCUUUUCCAGGGGCUCCCGGCUGACUCCCCCCUUUGUCUUCCGCCCCCCAGAGGAACUACGCAAGCUGGUCACCAUCCCCUCCGUCUUCAUCGGGGAGACGGCCGCUAGACUCCUUCGCGACUCCUUCACCUACGAGAAAGGGUAGGAGCUAUGGGGCAGCGGCUGUGGGGGGGGGGGAACCUCAUUUAUCGGCGCACCGAAAUUCCCGGCACUGGGCAGGGGGGGCAAAGAGGGUGCCUGAACUGCUCCCUAAGCGCCCCCACUGCCCCCCAGUUUAGCGCUUGUGGUCAAAGGAUUGUGGAGUUGCAAGGGAACCCCAAAGGUCAUCCAUCUCAACCCCCUCCUGCAACACGGGGAUCGCGGUGAAAUGCGGAGAUUGCGGCCGGGCAAUCCCCCCCCCCAAAAAAUAUUUUAUUUUAAAAUUAUUCAACAUUAAUACAAACAUAUUACGAAUAUACAAACAUACAUUUUAUACAGUCCUUAAAAAUAUUCAUACAUACCCACACUCAAUCCCACAGAUACUUCCUUUAUCUACUCAAUUGCAAUUUCUUUCCACUUCUAUUACUUUCUUUCACACACUUUUAAACCAAUUUUCUGCUUCUUUUUCUGUUACACAUUGUUAUCCAUCUUAUUUAGUAUUUCACUAUUUAUAACGGAACUUGUUUAUUCUAAUAGGAGUUCUGAUUUUUCAAUAUGGUUUUGCAAGUAUCCUUUAAACACCUUGUCUAUCUUCUCUUUUGAGAUCCUUCCAAUUUCUCCCAUUAUUUUGGAUAUAUUGUAAUACUCCAAUAAUUUGGCAAGCCACUCUGUUUUUAUCGGUAUAAUACCACUUUUCCAAUUUUUCGCAAUCAGUAGCCUUGUGGCUACUGUUGCGUAUAAAUAUAAUGUCUUUAGACUUCCUGGUACUAUUCCCAAUAGAAAACCUUCUGGUGUUUUCCUAAAUGAAUAUCUGAACAUUUUUCUCAUUUCAUUGUAUAUUGUUUCCCAAAAUUGAUGUUUAAACAGUUCCACCAUAUAUGCAGUAUAGUACCUAUUUCAGUGUAGCGAUGCAACGCCAAUUCGGGUAUCAGUGCAGGAAAAGGGACAGAAGGGAAAGGGAAGUUUAAAAACCGCGACUCUGAGAGACACCAGGGAUGAAAAUACGUCUAUAACCCCAUAUACCGUAUUUGCACAAAUCGAACACACCCUCGAAUCGAAUGCGCGACUCGGUUUUCAAAACCUUGAACCCCAAAAAGCAGGGUGGAUUUGAUUUAAAUCAAACCGAUUUCAAUCACGAUUUAAAUCACUAGUCAGUACGACUUGAUUUAAUUUUAAUUUUAAUUUUUUACAGGAAGACUCAUUCUUGCUGGUAUAAUCUUAAUGUUUACAAGCCAGGUCAAGGUUUCAUUUUUGGAAUAAUGAAUUUUCAGAGUCGUUUUUACAGUCAUAAAAAAUGACUGAUUUGGUUAUACUAUUGGAAAUACAUAGACAGAGAAUUAUGAAAUUAUGGUGAGGCUUAGUAAGUUAACUAUGUUUGGACAACUUUUCUGCUGUUCUUUAUUGGAAGGAGAAAAAUAAUCAUUUCCUUAAUAGCAAUUUUAAAAAAUUAUUUAACUAAAACAAUAAUAACAUAGCACAUGUUUGUUAACUGAUGUGGUUAAACUAUUUUUUUUUUUAAGUUUAGACUGAGUUUUAGCACACAUGAAGAACUCAAAUCCUUAUUUCCUCAUCAAUAGCCCUUGAACUAUAAUGUAACUUAAAUAGAAAACUGCCGUUAGAAAGAUUUUUCCUCCAAAAGUAUUUUAUUUUUUGAACCCCCAAAAGUGUUUGUUGGUGAAUGUAAAUGUGCCCUCAAAUCUUAUUGCGCACCCUAAUAUUCACAACAUAACUCAGCCCCAAAAGGUGUGUGUUACAUUUCAGUAAAUACGGUAAAUGGAUCACGUUGACCAGUUUGCUGUGCGACUGCGUUUGGGCUGCUGUGUCUAAUAAUAAUAAUAAUAAUAAUAAUAAUAAUAAUAAUAAUAAUAAUAUUUAUACCCUGCCCAUCUGGCUGAGCUUCCCCAGCCACUCUGGGCAGAUUCCAAGAAAAUAUUAAAAUACCAUAAUAAAAAGGUAAAGGGACCCCUGACCGUUUGGUCCAGUCGCAUGACUCUGGGGUUGUGGCGCUCAUCUCACUUUAUUGGCCGAGGGAGCCGGCGUGCAGCUUCCGGGUCAUGUGGCCAGCAGGACUAAGCCGCUUCUGGCGAACCAGAGCAGCACACGGAAACGCCGUUUACCUUCCCGCCGGAGCGGUACCUAUUUAUCUACUUGCACUUUGACGUGCUUUCGAACUGCUAGGUUGGCAGGAGCAGGGACCGAGCAACGGGAGCUCACCCCGUUGUGGGGAUUCGAACCGCCGACCUUCUGAUCAGCAAGUCCUAGGCUCUGUGGUUUAACCCACAGCGCCACCCGCGUCCCUCAAAAUACCGUAAUGCAUCAAACAUUAAAAGCUUCCCUGAACAGGGCUGCCUUCAGAUGUCUUUUAAAAGCCUGGUAGUUCUUGUUCUCUUUGACAUCUGAAGGGAGGGCGUUCUACAGGGCGGGCGCCACCACCGAGAAGGCCCUCCACCUGGUUCCCUGUAACUUCACUUCUCGCAGGGAGGGAACCGCCAGAAGGCCCUUGGGAGAGGGACCCCGGUGUCCGGGGUGGAGAUGCUCCUUCAGGUCUACUGGUCCUUUGAGGCCAUUUAGGGCUUUCAAGGUCAGCACCAACACUUUGAAUUGUGCUUGGAAAUGUACCAGGAGCCAAUGUAGGUCUUUCAAGACUGGUGUUAUGUGGUCUCGGCUGCCGCUCCCAGUCCCCAGUCUAGCUGCUGCAUUCUGGAUUAAUUGCAGUUUCCGGGUCACCUUCCAAGGUAGCCCCAUGUAGAACGCAUGGCAGUAGUCCGAGCGGGAGAUAACUAGAGAAUGCGCCACUCUGGCCGGACAGUCUGCGGACAGGGAGGGUCUCAUCCUGCGUCCCAGAUGGAGCUGGUAGACAGCUGCCCUGGACACAGAACUGACCUGCGCCUCCAUGGACAGCGGUGAGUCCAAAAUGACUCCCAGGCUGCGCACCUGGUCCUUCAGGGGCACAGUUGCCCCAUUCAGGACCAGGGAGUCCUCCACACCUGCCCGCCUCCUGUCCCCCCAAAACAGUACUUCUGUCUUGUCAGGAUUCAACCUCAAUCCAUUAACCACCAUCCAUCCUCCAUCUGCCUCCAGACACUCACACAGGACCUUCACUGGUUCCGAUUUGAAAGAGAGGUAGAGCUGGGUAUCAUCCGCAGAGAGGUUCAGAAAAGGACCUCCAAAAGUAUCGAGGGGCUGGAAAGACUCCCCUGGGCUUGAGGCUUUUAGUUUGGAGAAAAGGACAGACAUGAUGGGAAUUUUAUUUAUAGUCGUCGGCAGAAGUUGUGGACAUCUCAGGAAUUUUGGGGAGAUUCAGGACAGGUAAGAUCAACUCUUUCUUCGUGCAGUUAAUCUGUGGAACUCCCUGCCACUGGGUCCAGUGAUGGGCCACCAAGCAGUGGCUGGGGAAACUCAGCCAGAUGGCCGGGGUAUAAUUUUUUAAAAAAUUUAUUGGAAGUUUUAUUUACAACAUAACAUAACCCCCCCACCCCCACCCCCAAUACAGAAAUCCACCCUCAUUAAACGUGAACAUAACAUACAAUAAGCAAACAACCAAAUUAAAGGCUUCCUUUAUCCUGUAUCCGGCCUCCUUAUUUACUUCUUAUAAGCUGUUUUCUUUAUGAAUAAUUAUUAAGAUUUUUUCUAAUUAUAACUUAAAUAUCCACAAAGUCUCCUGCAGACAUUAAUCGAAACAAGUCCAGGUGUGUAUUUUAGGGUGCAGUUUUGUGAAGUAUUCUCUGCAUUUCCCCCAUGCUUUUUGAAACUCUAAUUGCGCUAAUUGCAAUUAGGGGUCUCUAAUUGCCUCUGUUAAUCUAGCCAAUUCAAUAUACUCUAAUCGUUUGUCUGGGUGGGGUAUAAAUAAUAAAUUAUUAUUAUUAUUAUUAUUAUUAUUAUUAUUAUCGUUAUUGCCUGGAUGGCUUUAAAAGAGGAUUAGAAAAAUUCACGGCGGAGGAGAGGGCAAGCGAUGGCUACUAGCCCUGGGUGGCUGCAUUUUGCCCCCCCAGCCAGAUGCUUCCAAAUCCCAGUUGCUGAAAAAUGUUGGUCUUGUGUUCAAAUCCUGCUUUGGGGCUUCCCUUUAGGGCAGGCAUCCCCAAACUCAGCCCUCCAGCUGUUUUGGGACUACAGAUCCCAUCAUUCCUAGCUAACUGGACCAGCGGUCAGGGAUGAUGGGAGUUGUAGUCCCAUGAACAUCUGGAGGGCCGAGUUUGACCAUGCCUGCUUUAGGGGCCCCUGGUUGGCCCCUGUGGGAACAGGAGGCUGGACUAGGUGGGCCUGAUCCUGCAGAUUCUCCUUAUGUUUUUUACCUUCUUCCUAACUGCAAACUGUCCAGCAGGUGGCAUUUUAAAACCAUUUUAAAAAGGGCCAAGUUUCCCUUUAUUUAUUUAUUUUUUUGAAUAUAUCUUUAUUGAUUUAAAAUACUAUCAUAAAAAUGCAUUACAAAUAGUUACAAGAAAAUUUCACACGAAAAUGAAAAGGGAAUAACAAGAAUAAAAGUAAAAAGCCAAGAAGAAUUAACAUUAAAAUAAAAGAAUAUCGGUUGUAUUCUCAUAAUCUUGACCAAUUAAGUCUUCUAGAACAAAAACGCCCAAUCAUUCUUGUUGUACUUUUUUCUAAUAUCUUGAUUUUAUCGCACAGUUUAUUUUAUAGCUUUUUCUGCAUAUUUAAUUUGGGGCAAUUAAGAUGUUAAAAGUGAAAUAAACCUUGUGGAGGGAGGAGUGUUAAGGAAUAUAGAAGCAUACAUAUGGUUGAUGUGAAUACGUUAUUAUGGAAUAUUAUUGAAUAUGUAUAUUAUUGAAUAUUCUAUAUUAUUGAAUAUUGUAUACCCAAUGUAUCAAAUGCCGGGGGGGGCAUUCACUGUUUGUGUUUUGGUGGUUGGUAAAAAAUAAAAUAUAUUUUAAAAAGAAAGAAAGAAAGGAAAAAGGGGAAAAAAUUCAAUUUUAUCUUCCGCACCUUCCUUGCCCAAGGGGGUGAAACGGAUGUCUGAUGGUAUUUCCCCUUCUUAUUGACUCUGAAUUGAUUUCAGAAUGAAUUGAUUUUCGAAUGUAUUUCAAUGAACUGAUUGCGAUUUUAUGUAAACCGUGUUAUUUUUACUGUUGUUAGCCGCUCUGAGCCUGGCUUCGGCUGGGGAGGGCGGGAUAUAAAUAAAUUAUUAUUAUUAUUAUUAUUAUUAUUAUUAUUAUUAUUAUUAUUAUUACAGUGGUACCUCGGGUUAAGUACUUAAUUCGUUCAGGUCUGUUCUUAACCUGAAGCACCACUUUAGCUAAUGGGGCCUCCUGCUGCCGCCAAUAUUAAUAUUAAUAAUAUUAUUAUUAUUAUUUUGCACCCCGGAUUCUGAGCCAAGGCUGAGAUCUUUGAGGUUUCUGAAUCCGCUCUCUUUUCUCCUCCUCCUCCGCAGAGGCCAAGUGAUCCUGAUCCCGGAAUACAUCUUCCCCCUGGGCUAUUACCUGAUCCCUUUCACGGGGGUCGUGGGAAUUGUCAUGGUCGUGAUGUGCACCAUUUUGGUGAGUGACUGUGCGAGGAAAGGGGGGGGUGGACAUUUGGUCAUUUAAGCUUUAUGAUUUUUCUAAUUCCUUCUGAGGAAACUGAAUAGUUCAGCAAGACGAGGUUUUAGCCGGCAUCCCAUUAAGGCUUUGUUUAAUUUCUUCCUUAAACUUUUUGAUUCUAUGACUAUGCUACCACUCAGUGGAUUUGUAACUGGCUGACUGACCGAACCCAAAGGGUGCUCAUCAAUGGUUCCUCUUCAUCCUGGAGAAGAGUGACUAGUGGGGUGCCACAGGGUUCUGUCUUGGGCCCGGUCUUAUUCAACAUCUUUAUCAACGACUUGGAUGAUGGACUCAAGGGCAUCCUGAUCAAAUUUGCAGAUGACACCAAACUGGGAGGGUGGCUAACACCCCAGAGGACAGGAUCACACUUCAAAACGACCUUGACAGUUUAGAGAACUGGGCCAAAACAAACAAGAUGAAUUUUAACAGGGAGAAAUGUAAAGUAUUGCACUUGGGCAAAAAAAAUGAGAGGCACCUGGCUUGAGAGCAGUACAUGUGAAAAGGAUCUAGGAGUCUUGGUUGACCACAAACUUGACAUGAGCCAACAGUGUGACGCGGCAGCUAAAAAAGCCAAUGCAAUUCUGGGCUGCAUCAAUAGGAGUAUAGCAUCUAGAUCAAGGGAAGUAAUAGUGCCACUGCAUUCUGCUCUGGUCAGACCUCACCUGGAGUACUGUGUCCAGUUCUGGGCACCACAGUUCAAGAAGGACACUGACAAACUGGAACGUGUCCAGAGGAGGGCAACCAAAAUGGUCAAAGGCCUGGAAACGAUGCCUUAUGAGGAACGGCUAAGGGAGCUGGGCAUGUUUAGCCUGGAGAAGAGGAGGUUAAGGGGUGAUACGAUAGCCAUGUUCAAAUAUAUAAAAGGAUGUCACAUAGAGGAGGGAGAAAGGUUGUUUUCUGCUGCUCCAGAGAAGCGGACAUGGAGCAAUGGAUCCAAACUACAAGAAAGAAGAUUCCACCUAAACAUUAGGAAGAACUUCCUGACAGUAAGAGCUGUUCGACAGUGGAAUUUGCUGCCAAGGAGUGUGGUGGAGUCUCCUUCUUUGGAGGUCUUUAAGCAGAGGCUUGACAACCAUAUGUCAGGAGUGCUCUGAUGGUGUUUCCUGCUUGGCAGGGGGUUGGACUCGAUGGCCCUUGGGGUCUCUUCCAACUCUAGGAUUCUAUGAUUCUUAUUAUUUAGUUUAUUUCCAUACAAUAAUAUUUCUAGUCGAUUACUUCUCGUUUCAGGGAUUUUCACGGCAUUUCAUUUUUUGUGCAAUUUCUUGGUUCCGUGACUGUCUUUUUUUCUUUUGGUCAGCCCCCCGGCUUGAGGGCUGGAGUUCUGGGCACCCCAGUUUGGGAAGGAGAUUGGCAAACCGGAAGGUGGGCUGAGAGAUUGUCAGAGGUCUGGGAAAUGAGCCUGAUGAGGAACGGUUGAAGGAGCCAGGGAUGUUCAGCCUGGAAACGAGGAGACUAUAGGGUAGCCACCUUCCAAGAUCUCAGUGACAUGGAAGAGGGAGCAAGCUUGUUUUCUCCUGCUUCGGUGGGUAGGACUCGAACCCGUGGCUUCGAGUGCCCAGAAAGGAGAUUCUGAUUAAACUGUUGGAAAAACUUUUUUGACAGUCAGAGCUGUUCAGCAGUGGAGUUGUGAACUCUCCUUCCUUGGAGGUUUUUAAGCAGAGGUUAGGUGGCCGUCUGCCUUGGAUGCUUAAGCUGAGAUUCCUGCAUUGCGUGCAGCGGGUUGGGCUGGAUGACCACUGGGGGUCCCCUUCAGACUCCACGAUUCUGUGAUUCUAGAGAUUCUUUUCCACGAAUGUAUUGGGAUAAAAAAAGGAGUUUUUGCCUAAAAUGAGGGGUGUGCAAUAGCAGUAACCCCCUGCUAAGGACUCUUUGAAGCACAGAAUCGUAGAAUGGGAUGGGUCCCCCUUGAGGUCAUCCAGCCCAACCCCGUGCCAUGCAAGAAGAGCCGAUCACAAAUCCCAUUUCUCCCUGCGGAGCAGAUUGUGCGCUGCAUCCAGCACCGGAAGAGGAUGCGGAGGAACCGGCUGUCGAAGGAGCAGCUGAAGAAAGUCCCCGUCCACAAGUACAAGAAAGGUAAGUUGGGGUUCCCUGGGGGAGGGUGGGCUGCCGCCUGGAAGGGGGCUGCUGGCCAGAUCCGGCCGAGGAGGAAGUUUCCUGGAGUAGCAGCCUUUUCCCCCCAAGCUGGGGCCGGCUGGCGGGAGGUGUAGUGCAAAACUUCCUGAUCGGCAUACAAAGAGUUGGAAGGGACACCGGGGGGUCAUCUAUCCCAACCCCCUGCAGUGCAGGAAUCGAAUCACAGCUGGGGUGGUGGAGGGAGAGGGCAGGUGUCCCCAGGCAGGUGGGGAGCAGACUCUGGCAAUGGCACCUCUGCACACCCAGAAGCAGCAGCGAAAUUCGUUUUCCAGUUCACCUGCGGAACUCCCUGCCGCAGGAGGGGCCACUGAACUGAAUGGCUUUGAAAGAGGAUUGGGCCAAUGCAUGAAAAGGCUAUCGGUGGCCAUGUGGCUACUCUCUGCCACAGCAGCGAACGCUUCCGAAGGCCAAUUGCUGGAAGCAGAGGGGAGAGGGCUGGUCUUGUGUUCGAAUCCUGAUCGCUGCCUAGCCUUGGAUCUCAGACGGCUCCCUGGAGGGGGUGGCGCUGACCCAGCUGGAUUGAGGAAGGAACAGGAGAAAGGGAUAUUGGGGGCGGGGCUUGGAAAGGUCUAGGCCACAGGCAUGGCCAACCUUGGCCCUCCAGCUAUUUGGGGACUACAAUUCCCAUCAUCCCUGACCACUGAUGUCCUGUAUCGUAGGGAUGAUGGGAGUUGUAGUCCCAAAACAGGUGGAGGGCCAAGUUCGGCCAUGCCUGGUCUAGGACAUGGGUAGGCAACCUAAGGCCCGGGGGCCGGAUGCCGCCCAAUCGGCUUCUUAAUCCGGCCCACGGACGGUCCGAGAAUCAGCGUGUUUUUACAUGAGUAGAAUGUGCCCUUUUAUUUAAAAUGCACCUCUGGGUAAUUUGUGGGGCAUAGGAAUUGGUUCGUUAUUUUUUUCCAAAAUCUAGUCCGGCCCCCACAAGGUCUGAGGGACGGUAGACCGGCCCCCUGCUGAAAAAGUUUGCUGACCCCUGGACUAGGAGGAGCAGGGAUUUGUCCACAGGAAUAUGUGUGUGUGUGUGUGUGUGUGUGUGUGUGUGUGUGUGUGUGUCUUUCUGUCUGUGUGUGUGUGUGUGUGUCCCUGCAGUGCCCCCUUUCCCCUCCAGAGGGCGCCCUGCCACCCCUCCUCUCCCCCCUCUUCCCGCCAAAGAUCUGUAUCUUCCUUCCCCUUUCAGGGCCCGGGGGGCGGGGAGCGGCUGCGCUGCAACAGCCUUGACUGCGCUGCAACCCACACCUUGGGGUUUUUUCCGUUCUCUCUCUCUGCCUUUCUUGCGAAAGGGGAAAGGAAGGCCUUUGCCUUUUCACCUCCUUUCCAGCCCAGAAUCCUAAGGACUGGAAGGGGACCCCCAGGGGUCAUCCAGCCCAACCCCGGGCAGUGCAGCCGUCCAACCCGAUUCUCCUCCUUAACAUCUUGCCUUUCAGGCAGCAAUUUCCUCCACAGCAGAAAAGCAGCAAUUAAUUUUGACGGGGAGAAUGUUUGACUCCUCCAGCAUUUUGAACACACAAAUGUGUGUGUGUGGACCCCGGAGAGCGGCUGCCGGCCAUUGGCAGCGUUGCUGAGUGGGUAGGAGGCCGCUUCUUGGGUUCCUAUGCCGAGCCGUCCCGCGUGGCCUGGGGGUCGCGGGGUUUUCAGCCUCAGCCUCCUUUUUGACGCAGGGGCAGGGGUGCGAAUCACGCUCUUCUGGCACUUGCAAGGAAAUGGUCAGGAGAGGAACCCAGGCGUCCGGGCAGCCAGGGAGCCCCCGACAUGAACCCCGGGAAGGGGGCGACUGUAGAGACUUGUGCCCAAAUGGGGAUGACUUCCCCCUUUGUAUUGGGGGGGUUGGGCUGGAUGACCCCUGAGGGUCCCUGGCUUAGCUCUGCACAUCUGCGCUUCUGUCCUCAUUAGGGACUAGCUGCUUGCAAGGUCCCAGUCGGCUCCAGAGAAGGACAGUCUCCCUCAUUCUCCUUCCUUUCUAAGCAGAGGUUGGGUGAGAGAAUCUUAGAACCGUCGAGUCGGAAGGGACCCCGGGGGUCAUCCGGACCAACCCCAGGGAUUUUGCGGCUGGGAUUCCUGCAUUGCAGGAGCCGGGGUUGGGCUGGAUGACCUUUGGGUGCAAAUUCACAGAGGGAAAAUCAAGCUGUUGGAGGCGAUUGUGAGAAGCAAGCCGUGCUUCCGCGCCGGUCCUGUGUUCGAAUCCCACCUUUGCAUUUGGCGCCUGUGAGAACGGGAUGCAAGAUUCCUGCAUUGCAAGGGGCUGGGGUUGGGCUGGAUGACCUUUGGGGGCAAAUUCACGGCGGGAAAAUCAAGCUAUUGGAGGCGAUUGUGAGAAGCAAGCCGUGUAUCCGCGCCGGUCCUGCGUUCGAAUCCCGCCUUUGCAUUUGGCGCCUGUGAGAACGGGAUGCGAGAUUGCUGCAUUGCAAGGGGCUGGGGUUGGGCUGGAUGACCUUUGGGUGCAAAUUCACAGAGGGAAAAUCAAGCUAUUGGAGGCGAUUGUGAGAAGCAAGCCGUGCUUCCGCGCCGGUCCUGCGUUCGAAUCCCGCCUUUGCAUUUGGCGCCUGUGAGAACGGGAUGUGAGAUUCCUGCAUUGCAAGGGGCCGGGGUUGGGCUGGAUGACCUUUGGGGGAAAAUCCACGGGGGGAAAAUCAAGCUAUUGGAGGCGAUUGUGAGAAGCAAGCCGUGCUUCCGAGCCGGUCCUGCGUUCGAAUGCUGCCUUUGCAUUUGGCGCCUGUGAGAACGGGAUGCGAGAUUCCUGCAUUGCAAGGGGCCGGGGUUGGGCUGGAUGACCUUUGGGGGUAAAUCCACGGGGGGAAAUCAAGCUAUUGGAGGCGAUUGUGAGAAGCAAGCCGUGCUUCCGCGCCGGUCCUGCGUUCGAAUCCCGCCUUUGCGGUCGGCGCCUGUGAGAACGGGAUGCUAGCGAGGCCGGGGCCCUGAUCCGGCGGGCCUCUUGCGGCUUCCCCGCCCCUUUCCUCUCCUCGGUCUCCCGCCUGGCUUUGGCUAAGGCUGAGUCAGAGCGGGAGGGAGAGGCCGGCGGCCGACCGGCUGCCGUUUGCCUUAUAAGGCCCGGCAGAGAGUUUUGCAGGCUUCAGCUGAGCAGCGGCAGCCGGGCUCUGACCGCUUCCCUUCCCUGACGCCGCUGCUGCGAGGGAGGCUGCUUCCUGUUUUCACAGGGUUGUUGCAGGGGAAAGAGAGAGAGGCCCAUGCACAACUUGGGGGGGGGUAGAGGAGCCCCCCACCCGCCCCAGAGCAAGCUGCAAGGAAUCCAUGGUGGAGCAGGAAGGGACCCCCAAAGGGCAUCCAUCCCAACCCGCAAGGAAUCCAUGGUGGAGUAGGAAGGGACCCCCAAAGGUCCUCCAUCCCAACCCGCAAGGAAUCCGUGGCGGAAUAGGGAGGCACCCCCAAAGGUCAUCCAUCCCAACCCGCCUGCAACGCGCAAGGAAUCCGUGGCGGAAUAGGAAGGGAGCCCCAAAGGUCAUCCAUCCCAACCCGCCUGCAACACGCAAGGAAUCCAUGGCGGAAUAGGGAGGCACCCCCAAAGGUCAUCCAUCCCAACCCACCUGCAGUGCGCAAGGAAUCCAUGGUGGAAUAGGAAGGGAUCCCCAAAGGUCAUCCAUCCCAACCCGCCUGCAACGUGCAAGGAAUCCGUGGCGGAAUAGGAAGGGAGCCCAAAGGUCAUCCAUCCCAACCUGCCUGGCAAUGCAGGAAUUGCAGCUCCAGAAUCCCAGGCAUGUGGAAAUUCAGUACUUCCUUUUGAGGUUAAUAAACCCCCCACUUUUUCUGACCCCCCACUCCACCCUUUGCUGCCCCACACAGACGGUGCUGGGAGCCUCCUGCCUCUUCUGUGCUUCCUUCACCUAUAGAGUUAUGGAUGGGACCCCCAGCGGUCAUCCAGCCGAGCCCCCCAGCAGUGCAGCAAUUGCCUUAUUUCUGUGCUUCUAGCUUUGCCUUUCAAUGGAGGUCACACACCCCGGGACCUUAACGGUGGAUGGCAAGCAAUUAAUAAUUAUAACGGGUAAUAAUAGUAGUAAUAAAUAACAGCAGCAGACAUUAAUAAUAAUUACAGCAGCGAUAAAUAACAACACAUGAUGAUUGGUGACCAACCCCUGCAGCUAAUGAUUAAUAAGCGAGACGACAGUUAACGAUGAAUAAUAGCAUCCUGAGAAUUGAGGGCUGGCGUCUUGACUGAAGGGGGGGGCAGCAGCCUGAGCCGGACUCCCGGACGGAGGGAGCGGGUUCGAAUCCUUCGCAUGCAGAAUAGCCUUGCCUGCAACCCAGAUAACAGAUCCUGACUUGGGUGUUUCUGAGCACGUGGAGAUGGAUAAGAGAGGCUGUUUGCUUUUAUGGCCGGCCAGUGGUCAGGGAGGAGGGGGGCAGGCUCCUGUGUCGGUCAGUUGGCCGCCUGUCACGGAUUUCUUCAGCAUUUCCUGGGGUUGGUCUGGAUGACCUCUUGGGGUCCCUUGCAACUCCACAACCCCAUGUUUCUUUGAGGAUGACGGGAUCCCCUCCUGAUGAUGUCUCUCCCCGCCUCCUUCCCGCAGGGGACGAGUACGACGUCUGCGCCAUCUGCCUGGAGGAGUAUGAAGACGGGGAGCGGCUGCGAAUCCUGCCCUGCUCUCACGGUAAGGAGAACCCAGCGACUCCAAAGGGCUCCCUUGCCAGGAUGCGUCCCAUUCUGGGUGCCACGAUUUUGAGAAGGAUAGUUUGCAAACGGGACGGCGACCGUUCACCCCUGGGAUCCUUUAACUGGAAUCGGGGUUGGGCUGGAUGAUCUUGGGGGGUCCCUCCCAAGUCUACAACUCCUGUGACCCCGGACGGACCUUGGGAGGCUUUUGGCUGGCCCUCUUCUGGGGAGUCUUGAGUUUGGCCGGCCAUCUUCUGGGGAUUCUUGAGUUUGGCCGGCCAUCUUCUGGGGAUUCUUGAGUUUGGCCGGCCAUCUUCUGGGGAUUCUUGAGUUUGGCCGGCCAUCUUCUGGGGAUUCUUGAGUUUGGCCGGCCAUCUUCUGGGGAUUCUUGAGUUUGGCCGGCCAUCUUCUGGGGAUUCUUGAGUUUGGCUGGCCAUGUUCUGGGGAUUCUUGAGUUUGGCCGGCCCUCUUCUGGGGAUUCUUGAGUUUGGCCGGCCAUCUUCUGGGCAUUCUUGUGUUUGGCCGGCCCUCUUCUGGGGAUUCUUGAGUUUGGCCGGCCAUCUUCUGGGGAUUCUUGAGUUUGGCCGGCCAUCUUCUGGGGAUUCUUGAGUUUGGCUGGCCAUCAUAUGGGGAUUCUUGAGUUUGGCCGGCCAUCUUCUGGGGAUUCUUGAGUUUGGCCGGCCAUCUUCUGGAGAUUCUUGAGUUUGGCCGGCCAUCUUCUGGGAAUCCUUUAGUUUUGCACCCCGUGCGCCGCCUGCGGGUUGGUCUGGAUGACCUUCGGAGUGUCCCAUCCGGCAGACCCCUCAAUCUCUUCUCUCUUCCCAGCCUACCACUGCAAGUGUGUGGACCCCUGGCUGACGCAAACCAAGAAGACCUGCCCCGUCUGCAAGCAGAGGGUGCUGCGCUGCCCGGACGACUCGGACUCGGAGGGCGAAGAGGGUCUCCGCGCCCCCCAGGACGAGGAAGAGGCAGGGGGGCAGGGGGGCCAUGGGGAAGAGGAGGAGGAGGAGGAGGAGGAGGAAGGAGAGGAAGGGGGCGAUUCGGAGCGCACCCCCCUCCUGCGCCCCUCACCCAGCGCCGCCCUGGGGGGGAGCUCCUUCGGGAGCAUGGGGCAGUCGCCCUCCUCCGCCGCUCCCCAGGACCCCACGGAAGACUUGGGGGGCGAAGGGGACCACGAUUGGGACCAGACAAAGGCCCUUCUCCCCAGGGGCCCCCUCCCAGUCUAGCGCCCUGCUGGGCAUGGGGGGCGCAAGAGGGGCACCCCCCGGGUCAGGCACCCCACCCCAAAGGGAAGCCGGAAGUGGGGGGGCGGCUGAACCCCCCACUUCGUCCCUCUUGCUUUUGACCACUGAGCUUCCACUACAUAUGUUAACUUUUCAGGGAGUCUGGGGGUCUUUGCAGCAUUGGGGGGGGCAUAGGGCAGGAGUGGGGUGGGGGGGGGUCGGUCCAAGACCCCUUUGGGCGUCUUUUUUGGGGGGGGACAGGAUGCAAAAGCCAAGAGGGAGGCGGCAGGUGUCUCCUGCCUGGUUCCUUUGCAGGGUGGGGGGCACAGAUCUCCCCCCCCCGAGCAAAAGCCCCCUUUUUUCCUGUGUGGGGGGAGAGACCCCAUAGCAGCCAAAGCAGAGCCUCCCCCUCCCCAAACUUGGUGCAGGGGGGGGGUCCCCAAUUAAACACAGUAUUUUUUUUGUGGGGAGGGGGCCAGAAAGUCCUGUAUCCUUUGGGGGGCGGCGAGGAGCUCAUGAUGGACAGUAUAUAAAUUUAACACAUAGAUGGGGAGCCCCCCCCUUGCAAAGCAUGCCAAACCUCCCCCCCCCAGCACCCUACAACUCCCAGGGUGGGUUGGGGGGGUCCUUUGGGUGUAGACCCCCCACAUUGCAGCGCCCCCCCACCUCCUCCCUCUUGCGAUUUUGCACUUUUCUCCCCAUUGUGUGCCAAGGAAUUGGGGGGGGGGCUUUUUGUUCUCUCUGCCCCCCUCCAAAAUUAAAAAACCCCUCCUCUUGGGACUGCUGACCAUCCUAAUUUUCCACACUAACUUCCAAAUUUAGCAUCCUAUAAUAAUGAUUAUUGGGGGGGGGGACUCUACCUUUUAACCCCCUUUUUCCUUCCAUGCCCCCCCCCCGGAAAUUUCUGCCGGGGGGUCCGUUCCUUGCCCCCCCCUUGCAAUGGGCAGGAUACUGACCCUCUUUCCGCGUAGGAACUAACAAGCAAUGGGCCUCGGGGGUGCUGGUUUUUUUGGGGUGGGGGGGCACCAGGGGGGCCAUUUCUCCUCUUCCUUGCCCCCCCCAGCUGCUGCCUGCCAGAGUCGCUGCUGCCUAGCCUUCUCUUGAUCGCCUUGAAUAAUUUUUACUGUAAAGGACUUUUUAUUUUUCACUGUACAGUUUUAUGGUGGGGAUGCAAAGGGGCUGCUGCUGGGGCUUUUGCCUGGGGGGGGAGUGUGGGGAAGACCCCCCCCCCAGCAAAGGGCUCAGACAUGCCCUUGAUGCAGGGGGAAAAGGAAAUCAAGACUUCCAUAUAAUAAUAUUAAAAAAAGAGAUUUAAGUGGGAAUAAACGGAAGAUGGUUUAAAAUAAA